This is a messenger RNA of Talaromyces amestolkiae, 4026 nucleotides long. RefSeq lists its product as uncharacterized. Gene Ontology annotation, biological process: regulation of DNA-templated transcription. Lineage: Eukaryota; Fungi; Ascomycota; Eurotiomycetes; Eurotiales; Trichocomaceae. Gene Ontology annotation, cellular component: nucleus. The transcript has 20 exons. The record is from RefSeq and is a predicted model, not a curated record. Bases 1 to 4026 code for a protein of 1341 amino acids. Gene Ontology annotation, molecular function: zinc ion binding; DNA-binding transcription factor activity, RNA polymerase II-specific; RNA polymerase II transcription regulatory region sequence-specific DNA binding.
AUGCCGGAAACCAUCGCGACCGCCGCCCCCGAUCCCAGACCACACGCGUUGACUGGAACAGGAGGAGCAGAGGAAGACGUCAAACCGAAUAUAGAGAAUGCAUCGUCGUCGCAAGGAGUGAAUAAUGCGGGUAAAGGUUCUUCUACUGAGCGACACCAACAUCAUCCCGCCAAGGCUGAUGCAGCUGCAGGCCAAGCGCAUGCGUCGCCGAAGAAGAGGCGCAAAGUCAACCAUGCGUGUGUGUAUUGCAGACGUUCACAUAUGACUUGCGAUUCGGAACGACCAUGUACCCGAUGCAUCAAGCGCAACAUCGGCCACUUGUGUCAUGACGAGCCGCGCGAACCCGCCAAAAAGAACAGUCGUAGCGACCACGAAGAUAGCGCGGUUGUUGGAAACGACUUUGCCAACCCGCACAACCUGGCUGACACGGGGAAUCAGUCGAUGCUGUCGGACUCAUCGUUGAGCAUUCGCCCGUCUACCAUCGACCCUUCGCAGGCCGUUCAACCCGCUGCAAUUCAACCUACGGCCGGACCGGGGAACAAUCAGCAGGUGUUUGGCUACAAUACCGGCGGCUCAGGAGGCGGCGACUGGGCAAUGAACGGACAAAGCAAUGGGUUUCAGGACAUGCAUACAUUCCAUCCGUCAUACAUGUUCAAUGCCCCUGAAGUUACUAACGAGUACAACUUACUGGGUGAUUUUCUCAACAACAGUCUACUUGACGACAACGGGAUGUAUGGAAAUGAAGAGCUUCAGGGACUAUUCGCGGACUCUUCUUUAAUCAAUAUGAGCACCAAUAUCAAUAGCAAUGCUGUACCAUUUUCUCAGCAACAACCGCAACAACAGCAUCAGCAACAGCUAGCGCCAUUGGCACCACAGCAAGCAACAAAUCCACAAGCCAACGCAGUUCAGCGACUAGCUACUUCGGCCGUCACUACCGACAAGGCUCGUGAGAUUUAUUACAUGACCGCCGCUGACCCAUCUGGCAUGGACCCUCCCGAAGAACGAAUGAACAAACUCCUCAAAGCCAAGUACGAAGCCGGCAUGUUGAGGCCAUUCAACUACGUCAAAGGCUACGCACGACUAAACCAGUACAUGGAAUCACACAUGCAGCCCGCCCUACGCCACAAGAUCCUACGACAACUCGAUAAAUUCCGUCCCAAAUUCCGUGAGCGAAUGCAAAGUUUGACCGAUAUCGAACUUGUCUUGUCCGAAAUGUGGUUCGAGCGUAGUCUGAUGGAGUACGAUCGCGUCUUUGCUAGUAUGGCGAUUCCGGCUUGUUGCUGGCGACGAACCGGCGAGAUCUUUCGCGGGAACAAAGAGAUGGCGGAGUUGAUCAAUGUGCCUAUCGAGAGUUUGAGAGAUGGCAAACUUGCUUUACAUCAAAUCAUCACAGAGGACCAACUCGUCAGUUAUUGGGAGAAGUUUGGCGCCAUAGCGUUCGACGGCUCUCAAAAGGCGAUGCUUACCAGCUGUACACUCAAGAGCCCGGAUGACGACGAUUCAACGAAAGGCAUCCCAUGCUGUUUCUCCUUCACUAUUCGCCGCGAUCCGAAUGCCAUGAAAAAAGACAAGAUACUCACAAACCCAUUCAACAACACUCCUGACCUUUCAACCAUGGACAUCGACGAGGAGGAGAACGCUAUCUCAAUAUGCGCAUUCACAGCAGACAUUAUGUCCCGCCUUGACAACGACAACGCGUCACUUCAAUCAUUCUCGGCAUGGAUGCAAGAAGCAGACAUAUCACACACACUGAGUACAACAAUGCAGUCUCUGACCACGUCUGCAUCGAGUCUGAGGUUUUCGUCGAGGUCGUUGCGGUUGGUGGAUUGCUCGGCGACGGCGUUGUGGAAUGCGUUUGUGCGGUUUUUGAGGAGGGUUGGGGUAGAUGAUGAGGUUAAAGGGGGGCUUGUGACUGUUCCGCUGCUUGUGUGUCGGAUGUUGGAGUGCUGCUGUUCGGAAGAUGGGGAGUCUGGUUGGCAAACUUUCCAGGUGCUGGUCAGAAGCGCCGAGAUAUGUUUAGGUUCAAGCAUGAUAGUCGAAGCUACUGAUCUUCUUCAACAAGCGGCUCUGAAAGUCAACUCCAUUGAUCUGGGCGAGCUGGCUGAUUGGGAUGGUCAGGAUGUCAUAGCUCGGUAUCAUUUUCUGUGUGCUUGGAUGGCACUGAAGAAUGAAGACAUCAAGGAAUUUGACGCGCACUUCGCAUGCUUACCCCAAGAUGUGGCCAAGAUGAGUUUGGGUUCUCAAGAGCAGUAUGUUAGUAUACGUUUGUCUGCGUUUCGGCUAGCAGUCAAGCAUGGCCUUAGAGAGCUCGCAGAGUCAUUGUUGCAUAACUUGUCAGAAACGUUCAGCAUCCUACGGCAGUGUCAUCAUGAAGUUCCUGAGUAUAAAACACUGGUUUCGGGAUUCUUCUAUGUUCUUGAAGACAUGUCGAAAGAUUUCAAUCGUCUUAGAAGUGAACUUCUUGAAAUAACUGAACAGGACCUAGAUGGCCCGUUAGGUCUUUUUCUACAACUUGAGGUAGCGUCUAGACAGGAAGUUUUCGACAGGAUUAUUUUUUUCCAAAUCUUGACCAAGUAUAUCGAGACCAUGGAACCUACCAAGGACAAGUUCAAGAGAAAGUCAAUGGACUGUUCGUUUCAAACUGGUGACCAUACAGAAGUCAAGUUAACAUGGGAACUACUGUCCAAAGCAGAAAGGGAUCAAACAACAAUAUACAUCAUGUAUCAGGUGUCUCUCAGGGAUUCCGACAUUAAUACGGCUGCAAGUCUUUUGGCAUCUCUCAUUGAGCUAGCUAAUGGGGAACAUCGCUAUGUUCUGGCUGCCGUUGCUGCAGCAGUAACAGUGUCCUCUCAACUUAGACGAAAAGCCCUACAAAGUGCCCAAGCACUUGUAGAGUACUCGAUUGUAUCAAAGAAAAAGCCAAUCAAUUUGGACUUACACCGAGCUUUGAUAAGGCUCAUAGUCUAUGAGCUACGAGACGACCCUGAAGAUGUAGAAACUCUGAAAGAGCUGAUGUGUAAGCUUUUGACCUGGGUGAGCAGUGCAAUCAGCCAGGAACCUUCGGAUUCUAAUGACCAUGACUGGUUUGUUCGCUGCGCUUAUGUGCUGCUCUUAGAAUCAAGGGACUGGAUUGCGAGGCAUCAACUACUGGUUCUGGGUGUUUGUUUCAAGCUCAUUGAUAUGUACCCCAAUGAUGUUGGGAAUGAUGUCAAAUAUGAACUAAAUUGCCGUCGAAUUGCAUGCAAUCUUCUCGGAAUGCUCAUCUACACCAACAUGGCUCGAAGUGAACAGAAUGUGGAUAUGAAGGUGAGCAACAUGCAUUUAUAUCAAAAUAUGAUCAUUGACUCCGUCAAGAGAACUUACUACCUUGUGAUGACUGGCCGAUACACAGACAUUCAAAAAUUCGUGGCAACAUCCACAGAUGCACCGAAUAUCACAAAAUACCUCGAUGCUUCCAUGAUUGAGAUAUGCUACGAGAUACUGUGUUUUUACCUCGAAGCUGUUAUAUACCUGGAACAAUGGCCAGAUGUCGAGGCUUUCAUUAAAACGGCAUCCACGAUCGACAGUGACCACGUCCACUCAAUAAUGGUAGAUAUGAUUCUGACAGCCAAGAAGAUGCCCCUUGAAUAUGCCCUACGCAGUCUACAAGAGCUUCUUAAUGCCCUGCAAUGCAUCGACACUAAACGCUUCAGCUUGAUCAGAUGCAUCUUCGACCUAUGCCUCCAGCACCGCAGAAACGACAUCCGCAUGUGCGAAAUAGUUCUCAAUCAAGCCCUCAUCACUGCGCAGGACACCACCGCAUCCACCGAAAUCAAAGACGAUGAGCUCGAAUACAUUAGCACGAAAUCAUUCAAUUACGCCGUCGAUCUGUACCUAAGUGGCCAACAAACAGACUCUCAGCGCUGGGCACGUAAAGCUAUUGAGUUGUCGCAAUUGAUGAGAGAGGAUUGUGGUAGCCUAGCCUUGAUUCUACAGAGCAAGUACGAGAAAUGGCUUACAUACGACAUGGUUAUUUCAGAUUCAUAA